UCGUUAAAAGGACCAGAAUACAAAUAAUUGAUAGAAAAGAUUUUUUUGUCUGGAAUAAAUAUUAACAGAUAAUCAAUUCUGUUAAAAUAAUUAAAACAUUUACUAAGUUUCAAUUUAAUUAAUAGUAAUAAAAUUGAGUUUUUUUUCUGAAAACCAACAUACAAAAUGGAAUCUGUCGAUAGCAUACAAACCGUUGACCACCAACUAUCGAUUAAUCCACAACCAUUGAAUAUAACAAGUAUUGAUGAUGAUGUCAAGAUAUUAAUUUUUGAAUUUUUGGCAUGGCCGGAUUUAUUGAGUGUAGCUGAAACGAGUAAAACACUGCAUACAGCAGCUUGUGAUGUAUACAAACGAAAAUAUGGCAAAGGACGAUUACAAUUGACUUAUUUUGAUGGAAGUUACAGCUUAGGUUCAGCACCAGAUAUCCUUGUGUGGAAUCACGUGAAGGCAUUAAAAAUUCUGAGAAAUUUUGGACAUGUUGUCUCGGAUAUAUUAUUGCAUAUAGAAUCAACCAAUAAUCACUGUUUCCAUCCCACUUUACUAAUUCACAUUGAAAGUUAUGUGGCAAAAUAUUGUUCAAAAUCAUUGAGACGAUUUAGAUUCGUAAAAUUUCCCAGAUUUUUAUUCAAAGAAAAUCAAAACUCAUUCAUUAAUGUUGAAAGAAUCGAUUUUUCAUAUUGUUUACCUUUAUGUAAUAUUCCAUUCAGUACAAUUUUUCCAAAUUUAAAAUAUAUUCAAUGCUUUUUCCUUCCUUUAAGGUUACAUGGAUCCAUUCCAGUUUCCAUUCCAUCUGUAAAAAAAUUAUCUAUUUACGCAAUAUUGGGUGGUCCAGAUAGAGAUUUAAACCUUGAAAAAAAUUGUAUCGAUGAUCUACUAAAACUCAAUCCACAAAUAGAAGAUUUAGAACUAGCACUGUAUAAUGAAUUCAAAGAGGUUAAUUUUCAGAAUUUUAGGGAAAAUCUGCCAAUGCUUAAGCGUUUUAUUUUACAAAUGUAUUUUAAUGAUAUUGAUCAAUGCUAUCAUUUUGACAGUGUUGUUGAUUUCGAAAUGCGGUCGAUGUCUUAUAUUGAAACAGGGCCCACAAAUAUUCCGUUUACUUUUAGCAAACUUGAGCAUUUCAAAUACGACUGUUGCUUUGACAAAACAAUCGCAUCUUGUAUUUUCGAUUUUUUAACGAAAAAUAAGCACUUAAAAUCAAUUACACUGGACGGAGUGAGAGAUGAAAACAAUACUGCUAUCAAAAAAUUAUUUCAACUAGAAUCUGUGCUGACAAAUAUUGAAGAAUUGAGCAUUCGAAUUGUAGGUGAAAAAAUGACAAGUGAUUUACUUUCGGAACAUAUUCUCAAUUUAUUUUCAAAAAGUCAAUCUCUGAAAAAGUUGAAUCUGACUUGCUAUCGAACAAUCUUGGAUAACUUGAAUGAUUCGGUGAAAUUGAAAAUUGUCAAGCAAAAAGGGCGUUAUUUUAAUGAUGAACUCACAAUAACAUUGCAUCCUCAAAGAUGCAAUUCCAUCUGAAAUUUCCUGUUUUCUUUUUUAAUUUAGUGUAACGAAAAAAAAAAAUCUUAAUUUUUAAAUUUUAUUAGGAAUACUUUGUCACAAAUUUUUCUGUCAUUGGGGAUAAAAAAAUACCUACUAUUUUACUAUGUUUUAUUUUAAAUGAAAAUAAUAAAGAGUGGAAUUAGUUUGGAAGUGUUCUAUCAAUAAAAAAAAAUAUGCAUAAAAUAAAUUUCUAAAGUAGAAAAGAAAUUGUCGUAUUUUAUUUCUAUAAUCGUUAUUCGGAUUUUAUACAAAAGAUCAUCCCGUUAAUAGAAAACACGGGAACAAAAUAUUCUCUAUUAUUUUUUCGUUAAAUUCGAGUGGCAUAAAAACAGAAUUGUUUAUUUAUUCAUGAAGAAAAGUUUAUUGCAUUAGUUCUUUACAGCAAAAUGCAUGGUAGCUUACACUAUAAAAAUUGUGAAUUUAAUGUAUUUUAGCAACCGGCUGAAAGUUAUUAAAUCAAAAAUC
This is a messenger RNA of Sitodiplosis mosellana (orange wheat blossom midge), 2004 nucleotides long. RefSeq lists its product as uncharacterized. Bases 166 to 1515 code for a protein of 449 amino acids. The transcript is spliced from 2 exons. Lineage: Eukaryota; Metazoa; Arthropoda; Insecta; Diptera; Cecidomyiidae. The record is from RefSeq and is a predicted model, not a curated record. Gene Ontology annotation, molecular function: protein binding.